This is a messenger RNA of Ailuropoda melanoleuca (giant panda), 1387 nucleotides long. RefSeq names its product kallikrein related peptidase 11 (gene KLK11). The transcript has 6 exons. NCBI's taxonomy places the organism in Eukaryota, Metazoa, Chordata, Mammalia, Carnivora, Ursidae. Gene Ontology annotation, molecular function: serine-type endopeptidase activity. Gene Ontology annotation, cellular component: secretory granule. Gene Ontology annotation, biological process: proteolysis. Bases 381 to 1091 code for a protein of 236 amino acids. The record is from RefSeq and is a predicted model, not a curated record.
GACAAAAAGACAGAAAGGCACAGGCACAGAGAGGCAAAGAGAAAUAUGGCCACAGAGUUACAAGAAGGCAGCAACCGGCAGAGAUGAAGAGAGACAGACCCCAAAGGAUGCGAGCGAGGGGAGAAACUGCGAGAAGAGGGGCUUGGAGAGGUGACAGGGGCGGGCAGGCGGGCACACAAACCCCACCCCCAGGGUAGUAAGGCAGGGCUAGGAGGCCCAGUCAUCGGGCCACCCAGCACCUGCCUUCCGCCCGAUGCUCUGACCCAAUCUGCCUCUGACCCAAACCGCCGCAGCCACCACGGCCACCGCCACCACCUGGCGCCCAGAGCCCCAGUCCCAGAGCCCAAGAACCUGGGGCCUGCCCUUCCCCUCUCCAGGCCAUGAUGAUUCUACGAUUAAUCAUGCUUGCUCUGUUGACAGGGCAUGUAGGGGGAGAGACCAGGAUCAUCAAGGGGUACGAGUGCUCUCCUCAUUCCCAGCCCUGGCAGGUGGCUCUAUUCCAGAAGACAAGGCUGCUCUGUGGGGCAACCCUCAUCGCUCCCAAAUGGCUCCUGACAGCCGCUCACUGCCGCAAGCCCCGAUACGUAGUUCACCUGGGGGAACACAAUCUCCAGCGGCGGGAUGGCUGUGAGCAGACCCGAACGGCCACGGAGUCCUUCCCCCACCCAGACUUCAACAACAGCCUCCCCAACAAAGACCAUCGCAACGACAUCAUGCUGGUCAAGAUGGCGACAGCAGCCUUCAUCACCAGGGCCGUGCGACCGCUCACCCUGUCAUCGCGCUGUGUCACUCCUGGCACCCGCUGCCUCAUCUCUGGCUGGGGCACCACAUCCAGCCCCCAGUUGCACCUGCCCCAUACCUUGCGAUGCGCCAACAUCACUAUCAUCAAGCACGAGGAGUGUGAGACGGCCUACCCCGGCAACGUCACAGACACCAUGGGUGACUCUGGGGGCCCUCUGGUCUGUGAUGGAUCUCUUCAAGGCAUUAUCUCCUGGGGCCAGGAUCCGUGUGCUGUCACCAAAAAGCCUGGUGUCUAUACAAAGGUCUGCAAAUAUGUAGACUGGAUCCAGAAGACUAUGGAGAACAACUAGCCAGGACCAGCCCAACACCCCGAUCCCUACUUGGCGACGUGGCUCUUGUUCAUUUCUGUUAAUAGUCAAGCCUGAGCGAGGACACCUUUAUGUAUUUUCUUUUCAGCCUCCUUGACGAUGAGAGAUGCUGUAGCUUAAUAAUCAACUUGGGGUUUGGAAUCAGUGAGGCCCGGGUUCAAAUCGUGACUUGUACUAAUUUGUGAUUCUGGGAGAGAGAAGAGUUGUUUGGUUCGCUGUUGUAUCCCCAAGCCCCAAAGACAGUUUCUGGCUCUCACCAAGGUUUCAAUAAACACUGA